AUGGCUGUCUCUGACUCUUCCUCGGCCGAGGGCCUUGUCGUCCUCGCCUCGACGCGCGCCGUCAUCACUCUGCCCGACGAUUCCCUCGUUCUCACGCCAGCGACCAUUACUCUGUCGCCUUCCACCGGCAGGAUUGUCGACAUUGUCCACGAGGUCCUCCCCGCCUCGUCCUUUCCCGCCUCCACAACCUACGUUGACCACGGCGACAAGGUCCUCUUACCUGGUCUUGUCGACGCUCACGUCCACCUCAACGAGCCGGGUCGCACCGAGUGGGAGGGUUUCUGGACCGGCACACGCGCUGCUGCUUCGGGUGGCGUCACCACUGUCAUCGACAUGCCCCUGAACGCUAUUCCCCCCACCACGACGCUCGCUGGCUUCAAGGAGAAGCUGGCGGCGAGCGAAGGCCAGUGCUGGGUUGAUGUCGGCUUUUACGGCGGCGUCAUCCCCGGAAACGCCGCCGACCUCCUGCCUCUCGUCGAAGCAGGUGUGCGCGGCUUCAAGGGCUUCCUCAUCGAGUCUGGCGUCGACGAGUUCCCUGCCGUUUCGUCUGGCGAUGUUGCUCUCGCCAUGGAGACCCUCAAGGGCACGCCUACGACGCUCAUGUUCCACGCCGAAAUGAUCCCUCCCAUUGCCGACUCGGUCGGUGACGCCGUCCAGCAGUCGCAGCCGCCGCUGGCCCCCGUCGGCGAGCUCACGGCUUACGACACGUUCCUUGCCUCCCGCCCACCCUCUUUCGAGACGUACGCCAUUGACCAGAUCUUGUCUCUUGCCCACAUCGCCCCCGACCUGCACCUGCACAUUGUCCACCUAUCGGCGGCCCAGGCCAUCCCCGCUCUCAAGAGCGCGCGCCAGGCUGGCGUCAAGAUCACUGCUGAGACGUGCUUCCACUACCUUGGGCUCGCCGCCGAGUCGAUCGAGGACGGCGACACGCGCCACAAGUGCUGCCCCCCGAUUCGCGAAGACUCGAACCGCGAUCUGCUGUGGGAGGAGUUGCUGGCCGAGGACUCAUGCAUCCGUACCGUUGUCUCGGACCACUCGCCCUGCACGCCCCAACUCAAGCUACUGCCAGGUCAUCUCGCGGCGCCGCCAUCCUUCGAGGCCCCACCCAUGUCCCUCUCCGAUUCAGGUGUCGACGUCAAGUCGGCCCUUGAUGACGAGGAGGCCACUCUCCCCAAGCCCGUGACGGCUGCGCCCAGUCCCGGCGUCAGCACAGAGGACGUGUCGAGCGGCGACUUCUUCGCCGCCUGGGGCGGACAUCAGCUCCGUCGGUCUUGGUCUGCCCAUUCUCCACGCCGAGCCGCGACGCGGGCAUCGCUGGGCAAGGGCGGCCUGACACUCGUCGACGUCGCACGGCUGUGCAGUCAGGCGACGGCCGCGCAGGUCGGUCUCAGCCACCGCAAGGGCGGCCUCCGGGUCGGUCUCGACGCCGACGUAUGCGUCUUUGACGACCGCGAGGCGUGGACGCUGCGGAGCGGCGACAUGCGCUGGCGCAACCGGUGCUCGCCGUGGGAGGGCAAGCAGUUUGGCGGCCGCGUCCGGGAGACGUGGGUGCGUGGACAAAAGGUCUUUGAGUUUGGCGGCCGAGGCGGCGGUUUCGUAGAGGGCAAGCCUGUUGGCGAGGCCAUUGUCGAGAGGAGGACCAUGUAA
Molecule: messenger RNA, 1647 nt
Organism: Verticillium alfalfae VaMs.102
Lineage: Eukaryota; Fungi; Ascomycota; Sordariomycetes; Glomerellales; Plectosphaerellaceae
Product: allantoinase
Exons: 2
Coding region: 1-1647 (548 amino acids)
Biological process (GO): purine nucleobase catabolic process
Cellular component (GO): cytoplasm
Molecular function (GO): allantoinase activity
Source: RefSeq, a predicted model, not a curated record